This is a messenger RNA of Schistocerca gregaria, 3045 nucleotides long. Its product is annotated as exportin-T-like. The record is from RefSeq and is a predicted model, not a curated record. The coding region runs from base 1 to 2805 and encodes 934 amino acids. Gene Ontology annotation, biological process: tRNA re-export from nucleus. The transcript is spliced from 2 exons. Gene Ontology annotation, molecular function: small GTPase binding; tRNA binding. NCBI's taxonomy places the organism in Eukaryota, Metazoa, Arthropoda, Insecta, Orthoptera, Acrididae. Gene Ontology annotation, cellular component: nuclear matrix; nuclear pore; cytoplasm.
AUGGCCUCCAUCUUCCUGGGCUUCCUCUCCGACUCCUCCGCCCCCGAACCCGCCGCCUCCCCCGACGUGACCAUCUGCGGCAUUCACAUAUGGCUGACUCUGCUCUCGACUAUCAACGAAGAAAUGACCGACCGACAACUUCAGCGCGCCCUCUCCGACGUCCAGCUCUACGGCACCAUCAAGGACCUCAUGCGCUCUAACGGCGUCGUCAAAUCCUUCGCCGACACCUGGUUCCAACUCCUGUCCAUAUUCCACGACAAACGCGCCGACGUCACCAUCGAAACUCUAACCGUCAUCACCUCCUACAUCUCCUGGAUCGACAUCCAACUCAUCGCCAACGACCGGUUUCUCCCCCUCCUCCUCAACCUCAGCCGCGUCCCCGUCUAUCAGACCAAGGUCCUCAACUGCUACCGCGAGCUCCUCGCCAAAGGCAUGGCCCGCGACCCCUGCUCCAAGCUCGAAAUCAUGUACGUGCUCAACCUGCCAUACAUAUUCUCCAUCGAGUCCACCGACCCGGACGUCGUCGAACACAUCGCCAAAAUGGUCAACAUCACCGGCCUGGAAGUGCUCGGCAUCUAUCGCUCACUCACCGGCCAAGAUGCCUUCGACCCGUCCUCCAAGUAUGGCAAAAUCGCCUCCGAUAUGUUCUCCCUCUGUCUCAACAGCAUGCCCACCUACCUCAGUAGUAGCGACAAAGAGGUCAGCAGGUCCGUCCUCGAAUUCGCCCUCUACUACGUCAAGUUCCUCAAAAGAGAAAAGGCCUCCGAAUCUAGCGCGUCCAUCGAGCGCGUUCAAAUUCUAAUCCACGUAUCCUUCCAACAAAUGAAAUACGACCCCUCCUACCAGUUCAACGACUCCAAACACGAAUUCGAAUCCUUCAGAAAGGAAUUCGCCGCCCUCUUCAAACACCUCGUCCAACUCAACUCUUCUCUCGUCUUUUCCUAUAUCGGCACUCAGCUAACCCGCCUGCCUCAAAUCGACGACCCAUUCGAACUAGAACUCAUCCUCUACGCCCUCUGCCUCCUCACCAACGGCACCCUCGACCAAACUCAGUCGACCUUCCUCCUCGACGCCAUCAGACUCUUCGUCCACCACAGCUGCCGAUUCCUAAGCAGCGACCCUCCACCCUUCUUCGCUCUCACAACGCAAUUCUUCCUGUGCGUCUCUAAGUACUCCAAGCUGCUGGACGACGCCCCAGACCUCCUCCCCCCCCUGCUCGUCCUCUGGACGGGCGAAUACGGCAUCCUGCACCGCGACCCCUCCUGUCGCUCCGUCCACUGCAAGGAAUUCGCCCACUUCUCGAAAACCCUCAGGUACCCCCUUCAACCCUACGUCGUCGACGUCGUCGUGUCCCUCAAGGACAAGCUCACUCUGCAGCAGCACUCCUACCAAGUACUCACCUUCGACGAGCAACUCGAACUCCUCGAAGUCUUGGGCAUCCUCAUGGGCAUCCUCUGGAACCAAACUCACGCCAAGGGACAAGACACAAUCCAAAUCCUCCAACUAGUCGGCCUGCUCAUGGACCCAAUCGAAGAGCAAAUCGUCCACGUCCUAAAAAAAAACCUCUACCUGGAAGACAGCGAUUCCAACGCCUUCUACAAAGCCCACCUCGACCACCUAAUUCGAGCGUUCGGCACUUUCUUGAAAGGAUUCACCACCAGCAAUGCCCACCACCUCAGGAAGAAAGGCAGGAGGAAAAACAAAUCGGCCCCCUCCAACAACGACCAAACGAACGAUCCAACCACCCCGAGACCCACAACCGGGACCGAAACGGACAGUCCCGGCCCAAACAAGGCGGACGAAGCCCAAUACGAACCCUUCUUCGAACCACCUCCCUGCUUCGAAAGAGUUUCCAACUACGUUCUCGAAUGCCUAGAAUCCAUGGGAAAUUUCGACAUCAUACGCUCCGCAGCCCUCUUUUACUUCCAUCGAAUAUCCGUCUGCAUCCCCUGCGAGCGACUCCUCCCUUUACUGUGUCGCUCCUACUACAAGUUCCUAGAAAAGCCCGUCGCCACCAGCGGAAACUCUCUCAUCUCCAUGUGCGAGAGCGUCGCAAAGUACCUUCACUUUCUAACUAAACUACUCGCCAUGUACGACCAAAACAUGCGGCCGUUAGUCGAAGCCCAAUUCCCCUACCUGUUUUGCACCGUCGUCUCGCUGAUCGCCGACGCUGAAUCCCAAGUAACCCCCAAAAGCGACGAAGAACUCGACCUAAACGACUUCAAGCGCCAGUACUACUUGUUCCUGCUGAAAGUCAUCGAGGCCGGCCUCGCAGACGUCUUCGCUUCCAACAAAACCCAGCUGUCCGACUUGUUCAACACGCUGUCCGCCGGGUGUCGCGCCACGAACGACCCCGUCAUUCAAAAAUACGCCUUCCAAGUAUGCAACGCCCUAGCCUCUCAAUGGCUGGGAGAAACAAAAUCAAACAACUUCGCCGGUCUGUCGUUUCCACCCAACUUUCUAACAAACUGCUACCAAAACCCAGACUGCGCCUCCCAACUGGCUUUCUAUCUAAUCCAGCACGUCUUUCCAAUGAGUCUCCAAAUGGUCGUGAACCCACUGUUUCACCUUCAGGACGCCAAGACCAACGAAGUGCUGUACGAAAUAUCGACCCUAGAAAAGCACUUUUAUGUCACUUUUCAACAAGAAUUCGAAAAACUGGUACAACACUGGCUCCUCGCCCUGGUCCCGAACUGCACCGAGACCGACGCCACUCAAUACAUCCACGCUCUCAGAGCGACAACGACGGUCAACCAAUUCAAAUCAUUCAAGUUGAAGUUCCUCACCUACUACCGGUCGCUGUGAGCUCCCCCACCCGCCGUUAAAAAAAAAGCACCACAAGGGGCGGCCCCCCGCGUCUCCCUCUCGCGCCCACAAACAGAACGAAAACCCCCCACCUCCGACUUUUUGAGGCUACUUCCGCACCGCGUGAACGCGGCGGAGGGGCGCCGCACGUCUCCACCCCGCGAAGCGCAGUCCGAGACACGCCCCGUCCAAGGCAAAAUAAAAAUAUGUCAAAAAGUCCUGAUUGAGGAUUUGUUCAUA